Molecule: messenger RNA, 4054 nt
Organism: Malaclemys terrapin pileata
Lineage: Eukaryota; Metazoa; Chordata; Testudines; Emydidae
Exons: 5
Coding region: 188-1360 (390 amino acids)
Biological process (GO): acrosome reaction; fusion of sperm to egg plasma membrane involved in single fertilization
Cellular component (GO): acrosomal vesicle
Source: RefSeq, a predicted model, not a curated record
CUGGCCAAGCUGUCAGUGACACCAGACACCCGAUUGGCCUUGUGCACCGCAGCCCAGAACCCCUGAGUGAUCUGCCAGCCUCAGUGCCACCAUUCCCGACAAACACUCAAUCCAACAUCCCCAGAAGAGUGCAGUCUAAUUUAAAGAAAUAAUAUUUGCAAGUAGGAAAAAUUCCUGAUUACCUGGCAUGGCAUCAUUGCAACAUACUUUCGAGAAUGUUAAACACAUAAAGAUCAGUGUGCAUCCAACCUCAUCUAUCCAGGUUUCAAGCUCAGGAACAGACAACUUAACAAUCUAUGAAUCUCAUACAACACCUUUUGGGUCAGAAUUAAAGAAAGAAGAGAAAACCCUGAGGAACCUCGUGGAGAUUCUGCAGGAUAUGAUGCAAGAUGUUCCUACACAGCGCACACCAACAGAACAAACAAUCAUUACACCCAAAAUAGUGAAAUCGUAUGUUAAUGGAAGUAUUGACUCUUUUUGGUUAAAUGUGGGCCAAAAACAUGAUAGAAAGCCACAGAAGUCAAAGAAAAAGGCUGCUGUUACAAGAAAAUUUACUACAUCUACAACAACCCCAUUUUGGAGUCUGCGAACUGGCACAGAAGUUUCUGUCCUUUUACAUACUAAUGAGUCGUCUAGCUCAACAACACCACUGAAAAAAAUAUUUAUUACAUUUGAAAAUGCUGUUUCAAAAAGAAAAAGAAAGACUUUUGAUCAGUUAACAAAUGGAUCCCUGGAAAAUCUAGUUCAGUCUUUAAAGAAUGUAAAAAAACUCAAAGAAACAGAAAACAUCACCAAAAAGGCAGAAAAACUGAAACAUAUUGCAAAGGUGAAAAAGCUACAUGUAUAUGACAAGGUGAAACAUCGACCUGCAGGUGAAGCAAUCCUGGAAAAGAUUGAAAAGCUAAAAAAAUUGUUACAGAAGCCACCAGAUUAUGUUAAACAAAAUCCACAUCUCAAGGAGUAUGUUGAAUCAUCUGAAAACUAUAUAACGAAAUCUCUUAUGCUGGAAAAAGAAGCAGAGGCUUCACUAGGUCUGCUGUAUCACCGACCUAAGCCUUCACCUCCGAAAGAAAAGGUAGAACAGAACACAGAAGUAGUAGAACAGGACACAGCAGAAAUCAGAAAGUUAAGAGCAUUUAUUAAUCUGCUGUAUGAUUUUAGUCCUCAGCUAACUACAUAUAUUGAUAGUUCUGACAAGAAAUAUGUCCCAGAGGAUAUUAGUGUAAAAGCUAUUGCUGUUCUUGAUGCUAUGAAACAUGUUUUCUGUGGAAGUCAGGCAGAGCAAAACAAAAAGGUGUUGAAGAAGUUGCUAGAGGAUGAUAUAAAGCUUUUAAACAUAGUUCUUAAGAACCACGAAUAGACUCUUAAAAAUAGUUAUUUAUUGGUACCCUUCAUUGCAUUUACUUUAAUUUUAAAGUUCGAUUUUCUAGUUUGUCAUUGUCAUCUAGACCUGAUCUCUGUUGUAACAAUAUUCAUCUCAGUAAUUAAACACCAUUUUUAAAAAAUGUUCAUUUUCAGUGUUUACCAUGAUGGGUUGUUGACCUUGGAUAAUCUUAUUCAUUUGUUAAAUUUGUGUUGGCAUCUGAAUGAAUUAUGCUUAGAUAUAUUGUUAGUUUAAAAUUUUGCAAUUUCCUUUUGUAAGGGUUGUUCUGCAAUGCCGCUGUAAUACAUACCACUUAGUGUAGACGGCUGAAGUAAAGCUUUUAGUCUUUUAAUGUUUAUUUGUUAAAAUUAAAUAACACCAAAUAGAUCGACACUCUUGGGCUAGUGACUCUCAACGAUAGGAAUGCAAAGGGGGGGUUACUCUGGUACAGGAUAGUGGUUCCUGUAGCUACCAAAUAAACGUCAAGGAGCAACCCUGGGCUCCCUGUUCUUGUUCACAAGUAGAGAAAGCCCUAACUGCAGUCAAACUACCAUGGUUCUGAUACAUGGGGAAGGAAGUGGGCAACAAAGGGGGCUUCUUGGAGCACUCCGUAAGAACUUAAGAACGGCCAUACUGGAUCAGACCAAAGGUCCAUCUAGCCCAGUGUCCUGUCUUCUGACAGGGGCCAAUGCCAGGUACUUCUGAGGGAAUGAACAAAACAAGUAAUCAUCAAGUGAUCCAUCCCCUGUCACCCAUUCCCAGCUUCUGGCAAACAGGCUAGGGACACCAUCUCUGCCCUUCCUGACUAAAAGCCAUUGAUGGACCUAUCCAACAUGAACUUAUCUAAUUCUUUUUUGAACCCUGUUAGUGUCUUGGUUUUCACAACAUUCUCUGGCAAGGUGUUACACAGGUUGACUGUACGCUGUGUGAAGAAAUACUUUCUUUUGUUUGUUUUAAACCUGCUGCCUAUUAAUUUAAUUUGGUGACCCCUAGUUCUUGUGUUAGGAGGAGGAGUAAAUAACACUUCCUUAUUUACUUUCUCCACACCAGUCAUGAUUUUAUAGACCUCUAUCAUAUCCCCCUUAGUUGUCUCUUUUCCAGGCUGAAAAGUCCCAGUCUUAUUAAUCUUUCCUCAUAUGGAAGCUGUUCCAUACCCCUAAUAAUUUUUGUUGCCCUUUUGUGUACCUUUUCCAUUUCCAAUAUAUCUUUUUUUGAGAGGGGGCGACCACAUCUAUAGCAGUAUUCAAGAUGUGGGGCAUACCAUGGAUUUAUAUAGAGGUAAUAUGAUAUUUUCUGACUUAUUAUCUAUCCCUUUCUUAAUGAUUCACAACAUUCUGUUCGCUUUUUUGAUUGCCGCUGCACACUGAGUGGAUGUUUUCAAAGACCUAUCCACAAUGGCUCCAAGAUGUCUUUCUUGAGUGGUAACAGCUAAUUUAGACGGCAUCAUUUUAUAUGUAGAGUUGGGAUUAUGUUUUCCAAUAUGCCUUACUUUGCAUUUACCAACACUGAACCCUAGUUGUCAUGGGAGCUCUCCUUUAUGGGACCUCUUUCUCCAUAGCUCAAAGGAAGGAAGCACAGGAGAAGUGCAAGAGUGGUCAGGGAAUCUGCUACCACGUGGGGCUCUGGACAAAAUGCAGACACAUUAUAUAGGGGAAUUUCCUAGACCGUAGGAGCUGUGCUGGUACUCUGGGCUGGAAAGGGGUGAUUUUUUCCCAUCCUCCAAAUUCUGAGGAUAUUCCCCAUUCAAAGCUUAUUUAUUCAAGUUUUGUGUCCAACAUUUGACCCCAAGUGAUUUUUUUUUAUGACAAGGCUGAUACCGCUUGCCUUGUUUGCUGGAGCCCAUGUUUUUCUUAUGACUUCAUUUUUUUUAAGGCUUUUGAGACCUAUUUUGGAAAGUAAGCCAUAAUGAAACAAGAGGUUUCCUUGAACAUUCUUGGUGGCUUCUUCCUGACUUCCCCAUAUACCUCAUGUGGCCUUUGAAGAGGAGAUAAUCCAAAUCAACCAUGUUUUCAGGUUAGGACAGUGCAGAUGUCCAGACCUGCACCAUGAAUCAAUGAUCAGAGAGAUUUAUCUCCUGAAUUAUGCUAUAUAGAUGCUGCCUACAGAGCCAUAUUUUUGCUCACUAGGUCCCAAAUGGUCAAUGAACUUUGAGAUCUAGAGGAUGAAAAGCCGGCCUUGUGAAGUGUUAACAAAUCAAAGGCUCCAACCCUUUCUUCACUUUACUAAGGGGAGCUUGCUCUCUUCUGAUAUAUGUGCAAGUUAUUCUUAAUUAAUUUAAAAUAAUUUAUACUUUCUGCUGCUUGUACAUAGGCACUUGCUGUUCCAUAUUGUUUUAAUUUUCUUAAGAUUUCUUUUAAAAUAACAUGAGUUCUUAAAGACUUUUGUCAAAUACCGUUGUUCCUACUUUUCUGUGUAUUUUUUAUCUGUGCGUGUUAAAAACUGUUUGAAAAUUGAAGCUUCAGAGUUUUUUGGCAUAAUGUCUAGAACUUCAUAUUAAAUCCAUUUGAUCUUAUAGAUUUGUUGGUUCAGUAUCUCUGACGUGGAGUUUCUUACAACUUUUUCUAAUAAAUCUUGGAUCAGACCAUGAUAGUACUAUCUAACAGUUGGACUACUGCAACAUGCUCAUUAUUGGUCUUUUAGUAAUAUCCACUCAAAUGAUGCAAAAUUUUAAAUAAACUUAACUUGAGAAUA